GAGCAGAGGAGGCCAGAGCGGGAGGACGGAGGGUGCGCGUCGGGGCGAUUCCCGCGCCCGGUGGUCCGUCCACGCUGCGGAAAAGGAAUGCGGGUCGCGAGCCCAGGACGCGCGGCGGGAGCGUGUGAUUUUUGAGGACAGAAAGUCUCUUUUGAGGAUUUCACACAGUAUUGAAUGAUGGCAGAAGCAGUGUUGAUUGAUCUCUUUGGUCUGAAACUGAACUCUCAGAAAAGCUGUCAUCAGCUAUUACUGAAGACCUUGAAUGCUGUCAAAGUACACCAUGCUGCAAAGGCCAAGUUCCUCUGCAUAAUGUGUUGCAGUAACAUCACCUGUGAGAUGGAUGACACCCAUGAUACUUGGGAAUUAGAAACAAACAAUGAAUUAUCAACAAUCUUGAGAGAAUUUGAGACUGUUAGCAAUCCCAGCAUGGCUGCUACUUUGUAUACUGUUAAGCAAAAAAUAGAUGAAAAAGACCUGAGCAGGAUUAAGAUAAUUGUACCGAUACACCGAAAGACAUUAAUUAAAGCUUUUAUUGAUCAACUCUUCACUGAUGUUUAUAAUUUUGAGUUUGAAGAUUUACAGUUGACUUUGAAGGGAAAUCCUUUGAAACAGUACACAGAAAUAAACACAAUCACUUCUCAAGGACUAGAAGUAAUCCAGAAUGAAAUAGAAACAUAUUUAAGAAGUCUUCCAGCUCUCAAAGGAGAAUUAAACAUUAUCACAUCGCCUCUGAUCUCAGAUAAUUUCAUACAUGGAUUUACCACAAGGACAGGUGGGAUAUCUUACAUACCAACCCUGAGCUCAUUCAAUCUUUUCAGUAGUUCCAAACGGAGAGAUCCCAAGGUAGUUGUUCAAGAAAAUCUGCGUAGGUUGGGGGAUGCUGCUGGAUUUAAUGCAGAGAAAUUUUACCGAAUAAAGACUGAUCAUGCCAGUGACAUAUGGAUUAUGGGAAAGAAGGAACCUGAGUCAUAUGAUGGAAUCACCACAAAUGAAAGAGGAGUCACAAUAGCAGCUCUUGGUGCUGACUGUAUCCCAAUAGUUUUUGCAGAUUCUGUCAGAAAAGCAUGUGGUGUUGCUCACUCUGGCUGGAAAGGUACUUUGUUAGGUGUUGCCAUGGCAACUGUGAAUGCUAUGGUCUCAGAAUAUGGAUGUAGUUUGGAAGAUAUUAUUGUUGUACUGGGACCUUCAAUUGGGCCUUGCUGUUUUACUCUUCCAAGGGAAUCAGCAAAAGCUUUUCAUGAUCUUGAUCCUGAAUGUGUCCACCUGUUUAACUCAUCAAAUCCCUAUGUUGACAUCCGUAAAGCCACCAGGAUUCUUCUAGAACGGGGAGGAAUUCUUCCACAGAAUAUUCAGGACCAUAACCAAGAUCUUGAGCUUUGUACAUCCUGCCAUCCUGACAAGUUUUUUUCCCAUGUCCGAGACGGCCUUAAUUUUGGUACACAAAUUGGCUUCAUAUCAAUCCGGGAAUGAGACAAUUGACUGAACCUUUGAAUAGAUGUUUCCUACUUCCUUCCAAGUUACAAGAGAGAAGUGUAGCUGUUUGAUUUGCUAAAGACUAAAAGGAUCAAAAGGAUCACCUUUAGGGCAUAUUUUCAUUGUCGUUCAAAAGAAAAUGAUUAUCACAUGAUUUUAACAAUAACUGACAAAAAUAUCAUACAUUACACAGAUGCAAAUUAUUCUUAAAGUUUGUUCUCUAUCAUAACUAAGGAAUAGGUCUGCUACGUAUUUUUUAGUAACUUCUGUUUAUCAGCAUUAUGUCAGGCAUAGGUAAAAUAAAAAUAAAAAAGACCUUCCCCCUUGAGUCUUAUGCAGUGGAGAUAAACACAUCUAACAAUUUAAUCGUAAUAAUAGUAAAACAGUACAGAUUGAAUAAAAGAUUAAUCCUAUAUGGAAGGCAAGAUAGGGAAGAAUUAACAUAGGUCCAAGAAAAAUAUAGGCUUUUGAUAGGUGAAGAACUAUCUAGUAGGCAGUGGGAGUACCAUGAACUAGAGUGUGUAAUUCAAAGUAUAUUAUAUAACCUAGAGAGUAGGGUGUAGGCAGGAGUUACUGGAAAUACAGGUUGGAAACAAAAUAGAAAAUUCUCAGAUGCCAUCUCUCAUCUCAAGUUUAUUUUCCUGGUAAAACAUAUGCAUAAAAAAAAGUACAGGAGUGUUUUUGUUUCCUUGACAUCUUGUGUAACAAUGGAUUUACAUUAUGAAACACCAAAGCCGACCGACUAAAUGGUGAUCAAAAUUCUUUCAAAAAGAAACAGAUAGGGCCUACAAGAUAACUCACCUGGUUAGUAUACUUGCUUUGUCGUGCAUAAAACCCACCUUCCAGCCCAGUUUCUGUAGUACUUAGGCAGCAAGCAUUGGUGCUGUAGUGUUUUUUUCCUCUGUCUUUUUAUCUGAAAAAAGUUGUUUUAGAGUGAUGAAGCCACAAUGAUGAAAACAAAAAUAAAAUUAGAGGUCUGCAAGAAGGCAGUAGAAAUUAAUUGGUGAGGUAGAGCAGACAGAGAGACAUUUAAAAAAUGCAGCCAAUAGAGCCAGAUAAUAAUGAGGUGACAAAUGAGAAAGAGGAAAAGUUAUUACUAUACCAAGAUUUCUGCUUGGCUGACCACCAGAAUUGGAAUGAAAAGAAGAGGAGGUUUAGACAAGGGAGAAAGAUGACUGGAUGCACAGAAUAAAGUGGAUCCAUAUGGAAAUAUUUAGUUGCAAUUAUAAAUGAUGAAACUGGAACCUAUGAGAGAAAACAGGCUAAGAAUUUUACCUACUUGGUGGGGGGCGGUGAUUGGGCUGUAGCACACCUGGUUAAGUGCACAUGGUGUGAAGUGCAAGGGCCAGUGCAAGGAUCCUUGGUUUGAGCCCCUGCCUCCCCACCUACAGGGGAGUCGCUUCACAAGCGGAGAAGCAGGUCUGCAGGUGUCUAUCUUUCUCUCUCCUUCUCUGUGUUCCCCUCAUCUUGAUUUCUCUCAGGCCUAUCCAACAACGACAGUAGCAGUGGCAACAAUAACAAGUGCAACAAAAUAGGGAAAAUGGAAAAAAUGGCCUCCAGGAACAGGGGAUUCGUACUGCAGGCACUGAGUCCCAGCAAUAACCCUGGAGGCAAAAAAAAAGAAAAGAAAAGAAAAGAAAAAACCUACUGGAAUAGGCUAACCCAUCUAUGUAAAACUAUAGAGUGGGCAAAUAAAGGAGAACCAAGAAUGAAUCCUUAUACCACUGUAUUUGAACUAAUAAGAAGCAGGUCAAAGACUAUCAUUUUGAAGAAAGAAGCAAGGUGAGAGGUGCACAAAAGUAAACUUUCAGAGAUAAAAUGAGGGUUGUGGAGAAAUAAAUAGAUUGACCAUAUUGAAGCCAUUGGUACGGGCAAUGGUAGUAAGAUUGUAUUUCAGUGCAUUAAACAGGGUGCAUAGGUGUGAAAGGUGUGGACUAUUCAGUAGUACUGGAGAAAAUAAAGCAAGCGGUUAUAUGUUGAAGAAAGUCAUACAAUAUUUUCAUUUGGAGAAGAGUUGGAUAUUCUGAAUUGGAGAAAAAAUAUGUGUGUGUGUGUGUGUCUGUGUGGUUUUGUUUUUCCUACCAGGGUUAUUGCUGGAGCUCAGUGAAUGCAUGACUCCACUGGUCCUGGCAGCCAUUAUUUUUCUUUUCUUUAGAUAGAGGUAGAGAGACAAGGAGACACUACAGGACCAGUACUCCAUUCAUGAAGCUUUCAUGCAGAUGCUUCUAUGUGGUAGUUUGGGGACCCAAACCGAGGUCCCUGUGCACAUAUGCACUCUAUUGGGUGAACCACUUCUGGCUAUAUGGUAAAUAUAUUUUAAAAUAUGUGAGUUGUAAUAGCAUUACCUUUUAAAAAUUAGUGCAUUUUCUACAUGACUGUAGUAAAAUAAUAGCAACUUUGAUAUCUACAAUAAACUUUCAUGUACAGUACAUCAGAUUAUCUUUACAGCUUCUCUGAAAGACAUAGGUCAGGUGUUUUUCACGUAUCUUAAUCAGCUUAGAAAAAAGUCUUUCUGAAGUGUGAGUUAAAAUCACAUAAUUUGCAGCAACAAAAGGCUUGAAGACACAUCUUGUGGCCUCUAGCUGCCAUUUUAGAUGUUCUAGCUAGUCAAAGUUAUCUAAAUUAAACUUUUGUUUUCAAAUUCUUGUUAAUUUCAUUUAUUCAUUUACUCAGUCAAGAACACAUUGAGGGACUAGGAUAGGCUAAAAAGUGUAUUUGUAGCCUUCAGGAUAUUUUAUACACGGUGAAUAGUCAAAAACAGCUAUUUCAAUAUUGUGAUAGGUGUCAUAAGAUUGUUACUACUUGAUACCUUGUUUGAUUUAAUUUUUCUAUGCUUCUUAUAUUCCAGUGUAAAAUUAUAAUGAAAUACCUCAUCUCAUCCAAUUCAGGGAGUGCAUUAAUAUAUAGCUUAGAGUAACAAUUUUAAACUUAUGCACAAUAUUGUCUAAUGAUUAUAAAAACUAAGGAAUAAUUUCACACAUUGAGAAAGGCUGAUUUUCCAUUUCUUCACUGUAUUUUUUUUGAAGUUUACAAAUUUGUUUGAAGUUUACGAAUUAUUAUAGGCAUCCACAUCUCUCCUUAUGUACCAAAAUAUUUGAAAAUCAAGUAAAAGUUAUGUUCUGUUUUC
Molecule: messenger RNA, 4600 nt
Organism: Erinaceus europaeus (western European hedgehog)
Lineage: Eukaryota; Metazoa; Chordata; Mammalia; Eulipotyphla; Erinaceidae
Gene: LACC1
Product: laccase domain containing 1
Exons: 7
Coding region: 175-1470 (431 amino acids)
Molecular function (GO): copper ion binding
Source: RefSeq, a predicted model, not a curated record